AUGAAGUCUGUCGCUGCCAUCUCCGCCCUUGCGGCCCUGUCCGUCGUCUCGGCCAAGCCUACUGCUACUGAGCGCGAGGCCCCCAUCAAGGCCCGUUCCUUGCCCGCAGUCUCCGCCUCCGGCAACGCUUUCUACGCUGAUGGCACCCGCUUCUACGUCCGUGGUAUCGACUACCAGCCCGGUGGCUCUUCCGAGAACGUCGACCCCCUGGCCGAUACCACCAUCUGCGGUCGUGACAUUCCCAAGUUCAAGGACCUCGGUGUGAACACCAUCCGUGUCUACUCCGUCGACAACUCCAAGGACCACAAGGAGUGCAUGCAGAAGCUCGCCGACGCUGGCAUCUACCUCGUCGCCGAUGUCAACAACCCCAAGUACUCCAUCAACCGCGCCGACCCUCACCCUUCUUACAACGCCGUCUACCUCCAGAGCGUCUUCGCCACCGUCGAGGAGUUCGCCCAGUACGACAACACCCUCGCCUUCUUCUCCGGAAACGAGGUCAUCCACGAUGAGGCCAACACCACCUUGACCGCCCCCUACGUCAAGGCUGUUACCCGUGACAUCAAGAACUACAUGGCCUCCCGCGGCCUUCGCCACGUCCCCGUCGGCUACUCUGCCGCCGAUGUCGCCGACAAUCGCAUGCAGUCCGCUGAGUACUUCAACUGCGGUAGCGACGAUGCCCGCUCCGACUUCUUCGCCUUCAACGACUACUCCUGGUGCAGCUCCAGCUUCAAGCAGUCUGGAUGGGACGUCAAGGUUAAGAACUUCACCGACUACGGUAUUCCCAUUUUCCUGUCCGAGUACGGUUGCAACACCAACACCCGUACCUUCGACGAGAUGGAGGCUCUCAUGAACUCUGAGAUGACCGGCGUCUACUCUGGUGGUCUGAUGUACGAGUACUCACAGGAGGCCAACAAGUACGGUAUCGUCGAGAUCAGCGGCAGCACUGUCUCCGAGCUUGACGAGUACGCCAACUUCAAGAGCGCUCUUUCCAAGUAUCCCGCCCCUACUGGUGAUGGUGGUGCCGCCUCUACCUCCCACUCUGUCGCUUGCCCUACCUCUGACUCCGUCUGGAUGGUCGACCCCACUAAGAUCCCUACCAUCCCCUCCGCUGCCGAGAAGUACAUGACCGCUGGUGCUGGUACUGGCCCCGGUCUCAGUGGCGAUGGCUCCCAGACCGCUGGUGACUCUGCUUCAGACGGCGAGACCACCGGAGGUGUUGCCUCUGCCAGUGCUUCCGGCGGCGCUUCCGCCACUGGCUCUUCCAACGCUGCUCCUGGCAUGACCUUUGGUAGCCCCAUUGAGAAGGCUCCUUUGGCUGUUGCCGGUCUGGCCGCCCUGUUCACCAUGUUCGGUGCCUUCCUGUUGUAA
This is a messenger RNA of Colletotrichum paranaense, 1368 nucleotides long. Its product is annotated as glycolipid anchored surface protein. Gene Ontology annotation, molecular function: 1,3-beta-glucanosyltransferase activity. Lineage: Eukaryota; Fungi; Ascomycota; Sordariomycetes; Glomerellales; Glomerellaceae. Gene Ontology annotation, biological process: fungal-type cell wall organization; fungal-type cell wall (1->3)-beta-D-glucan biosynthetic process. The coding region runs from base 1 to 1368 and encodes 455 amino acids. The record is from RefSeq and is a predicted model, not a curated record. Gene Ontology annotation, cellular component: plasma membrane. The transcript is spliced from 4 exons.